Messenger RNA from Diuraphis noxia (Russian wheat aphid), 831 nucleotides. RefSeq lists its product as uncharacterized. The record is from RefSeq and is a predicted model, not a curated record. NCBI's taxonomy places the organism in Eukaryota, Metazoa, Arthropoda, Insecta, Hemiptera, Aphididae.
AUGACGUUUAUGAAUAUGAUGAAUCGAAUACACUACAUUGGAGCCAUUUAUGCCAUCGGAACAAUAUUAAUGGGAAUAACCAAUCACAUUCAUAAUUCAUUAAGCAUAACGGGAAUCGGUUGCGUUUUAGACAUGUUUCAUCUUAUUUUCUGUAGCUCUAAUUCAAGCUGGACUUCAGUCAGAUAUUUUCAGUUUAUAAUGCAUUUUCUCGCUAUUGUAUACGAGUUGAUGUACAUGACGAUGUUGCAUUGCUACUGGCAGUACACCGAAGCAACAAAAAAUUAUCCACAAAAAUCAUUGCUAAAACCCCAAACUAUAUUACCCAUUGAACUAGGGCAAUUCAGCGGAGCAGCAUUAAAUCCUAGUAUUUUGAMAUCGCAACCURUGCAAGUGACCAAACCUUCUGCGGACCCUAUUACACAUGAAUCAAAUGCAACUGCACCAAACUCUAUUAUAGAAAUACAAGAACCUAGAGCAGAGAUUAUUUCGACAGGAAUAAGUGCUGCAGUAUCAAAACAAACAUUCCCAUCAACAGAACCUAGUGUAGGAGCUCUACACUCCAUCGCAGAAAUACGGCAAAAUAUUGACACGACAGAAUCUGAUGUAAAUGCAACAGCACUUAGUAAUGCAUUAACUGACCCUAUUACACCUAUACAGGAACAAUAUUCAGCAGCUUUAGACACUAUAGUCGAAGCACAGGAAUCUAUUGUGGUAAUGGAACCUAUGCCAAUAUCGGAAUCUGGUGAAAAUGCUUCAGAACCCAAUGCAAUAUCGAUGGAACCUAUUGAGCAAUAUAGUGCAUCAACUAUAGAAMCAAAAGAUGAAAAAUAG